AUGGGGAAAAGGCCAGUUCAGCAAAUGUCAAGAGGGGGGAUGUACAAUCUGAGUGAAGACAUGGAGAUGAAAGCCAAGGUAGCUGCCAUGGCUAGAAAAAUAGAGAAAAUGGAGUUGAGAAAAGUUCACGAAGUCCAAGCUAUUUUAGAACCUCAACAACAAGCCAAUCCUUGCUCCAUCUGUCAGUCAUUUGAACAUAUGGUGGAAGAAUGUCCCACCAUUCCAGCAGCAAGAGAAAUGUUCGGGGAACAAGCUAACCUGAUUGGCCAAUGGAAGCCAAAUUCAAAUGCUCCCUAUGGCAACACGUACAACUCUAGCUGGAGGAACCACCCAAACUUUGCAUGGAAGCCAAGGCCAAACCCAUAUCAGUCACUAGCCCAAUCAAACCAACAGAGUCAAGGUCAAUCCUCAGUUGAGCAAGCACUCAUAAGCCUUAGCAAGGUUAUGGGUGACUUUGUGAGUGAGCAAAAAUCCAUCAACUCUCAACUAAAUCAGAAGAUUGACAACGUAGAGAGUACAUUGAACAAGAAGAUAGAUGGGAUGCAUAAUGAGUUGUCUCAGAAAAUUGACAACAUCCAAUAUUCCAUCUCAAGGCUCACAAAUUUGAACACUGUCAAUGAGAAAGGGAAGUUUCCCUCUCAGCCUCACCAAAAUCCUAAGGGGAUACAUGAAGUGGAAUCCAAAGAUGAGGAUUCUUCAAAGGUGAGGGACAGUAAGUAA
This is a messenger RNA of Vitis vinifera (wine grape), 720 nucleotides long. RefSeq lists its product as uncharacterized. The transcript is spliced from 2 exons. The coding region runs from base 1 to 720 and encodes 239 amino acids. The record is from RefSeq and is a predicted model, not a curated record. NCBI's taxonomy places the organism in Eukaryota, Viridiplantae, Streptophyta, Magnoliopsida, Vitales, Vitaceae.